Paramacrobiotus metropolitanus is the source of this 859-nucleotide messenger RNA. RefSeq names its product probable ATP-dependent RNA helicase ddx17. The coding region runs from base 47 to 859 and encodes 270 amino acids. The transcript has 2 exons. NCBI's taxonomy places the organism in Eukaryota, Metazoa, Tardigrada, Eutardigrada, Parachela, Macrobiotidae. The record is from RefSeq and is a predicted model, not a curated record.
UCUCAUUCGAAAACCUUUCCUUUUUCCGAUAUAUACAGUAUUAAUAAUGAUGCACCGCUUGUUGGUAGCUUUAUUGCUAGCUGCUAUCUUGCCCCUUGCUCUGGGGAGCACAGGCGGUUCAAGUGGAUCAUCCGGAAGCGGGGGAGCGACUAAUGGCCAAGUCCAGUUGAACAUUCAGCAAGCAACCGCCCUGGACGAUGGUAACCACAACUCUGUGGGUCAGUCUCAAAACAUCGCCUCCGGCACAUCGCUGAGCAUCGGAGGCGGCAGCAGCUCCAGCCUGCAGUAUGACCCUACAGUGACCGCCAAACCAGCCGCCGCCUCCGGCAGUAACUAUGUGAAUGCCUAUGGUAACGCGCAGACCGGUGUCCUGCAGAACAACCAGAACAGCCAAUCCAACAGCACCAGCAACGGACAGCACCACAAUGUCAUCAGCCAGUCGCAGGUCAUCGGCAACGGUACGGGAAUGUCGAUGAGUAAUUCGGCCAGUGGCAGUCUGUAUCUGGCCAAUCCCACCUCGACCACGCCCUAUCCAACCCGCUACCCUUGUCAGGGCGUUACAUGCUACGGUUACGGGUGUACAAUAAUUGAGAAUGGAUAUUCCUGCUACUGCUCCUGCCCCUAUAUAUAUACACCUACUUACUAUUAUGACUAUACAACAUACCCAUCGAUGCCAUCACCGGCACCGCCCGCACCAGCGCCCCAUGCAGUCGAUCAGCGACAGAGAAAACCCGCGCCGUCGAGUAACACUAAGGGACGAAACGUGCAGAAAGGCCGCGAGAAAGCGCCGGCACGUGGGAAGGCGCAAGCGAACAAUGGUCAUACGUCCAAACCCCAUAAUUCCCGUUCCAAAGCUUAA